This is a messenger RNA of Trichomonas vaginalis G3, 1035 nucleotides long. Its product is annotated as ubiquitin binding. The coding region runs from base 1 to 1035 and encodes 344 amino acids. The transcript has a single exon. The record is from RefSeq and is a predicted model, not a curated record. Lineage: Eukaryota; Parabasalia; Trichomonadida; Trichomonadidae. Gene Ontology annotation, molecular function: ubiquitin binding.
AUGUCUAAAAGCGGAAGUGGAAAGCUUCAAAAUACUCACAUUGUUGAGCUUCAUUGUGAGAAUAUGCCAUAUACAGUUUAUGAAACAAGAUGGAUUCCAAACUCAAAGCGUAUUGUAGUUUGCGGAUCACGUCCUCGUGGCACGGGAGCCAUUCAAGUUUAUAAAAUGCAAACUCAGAAAGAGCCAUUCCUCAUGAAACUAACAGAUAUUGAAACAGAAAACGCAAUCAGAUGCGCAACAUUUGCAGCUUCUGAUCCAAUUACAAGAAACAUUGCAGUUGGAGAUCUUGAAGGCAAUGUUAUGACAUUUGACUUCAACGAAGGAAAGAAGGAACCAGUUUUCAAACAUAAAGUACAUGAAAAAAUCAUUAACUGCAUUGAUGGUGGUGCAGCUCCAGGCCCAUCUGAAUUGGUUACAGGCUCCCGUGAUGGUAAUGUUUGCAUCGUUGAUAUUCGUGCUCAAGAUCCAGUUGUUGCAACAUUGAAACCAGAAGGAACAAUCAGAGACUGCUGGGCUGUAUCAAUGGGUGGAACAACUGGUCCAUCUGACCGUUCCGUAAUUGCAGGAUACGAUAAUGGCGACCUUAAAUUAUGGGAUUUACGUGCAAACCAAGUUUCAUGGGAAACAAAUCUUCGUAAUGGUAUUGCAAGCGUUCAAUUUUCAGAUCGUUACUCUCAGCUUAGCCGUGUUACGGCUGGUUGCUUAACCGGCCAACUUGUUACAUUUGAUCUUACAGAUAAGCCAACAGAUAAGGGCUACAGAUCUAAUGUCAUCAAGAUUGAUGACUCUGCAACUGUCUGGAUUGUUCAACAUUGCCCACAAAAGAGAGAUUUCAUUGCCACAACUGGUGGAAGCGGAAAAUUACUUAUUUGGAAGAAAUCAAAGAAGGAUAUCAAAUACGAAAACGUUUCUUCAUCACAGCUCUCAACCCAACCAAUUAACUCAUUUGACUGGCAUCCAGAUAAAGAAGGUUUGGCUGUAAUGAGUGCUUAUGAUCAAACAAUUCGUGUAGCUCUUGUAACACACCUUCAAUAA